UCACUGACCCACAUUCCGACAAGGAAAUCUAGGACUAGUCUAGUAGUCUUUUACUAAAAUGUUUUACGGGCCAUAAAUAUUAAGCCCAAUAAGGAUUUUUAAAAAGAGAGAGAUCGGCCCAAAAAGCGUUACGAAAGUCUCUCUGUGAAACAGAGGGUCUCUGUAAGUGUCGUAUCUCACGACGAACUGAUGAUAACGGCGAUGAUGUCUCCCGGAGCGGAAACUACGGCCACACAAUGCUACGAUCCAAUUGCUGCAUUUCAGUUCGCCCUUACACGGCGAAACAACCUUCGUUCCAUAGGCUACAUCACCCUAUCUCCUCCAGUCUCUCCUCUGGUCGCAUCACCCUUCACGGUGGUGAUGGUUCCGUCUCCUCCUUCCGCCUCCGUGAUCUCGUUUUCGUCGUAAACCCUCAAGGAGCUAAUGGUAGAACAGCUAAGGAGUGGAAGAAGUUGCUUCCUUACCUUCGAACUCGUCUUGGUAAAGACUGUAAUGUGAGUGUUUACUUAACUGUGUGCUAUGCGUUAGUGGCGUGUGUGUGUGUGUGUGGGUAUUAUUGUUUGCUUACUCCUCCACAGAUAAAAGAAUAUUUAACAUCGGGUCCUUCUCAUGCCAUUGACAUUACAAGAGAGGCUAUUAGGGAUGGUGCAGAUGCUGUGAUUGCGGUAGGAGGUGAUGGAACCCUGCAUGAGGUUGUUAAUGGUUUCUUUUGGGAGGGAAAACCUGUCAGUAAUCUCAACGGCGAAGCUAGUCAUUCAGCUGCACUUGGUCUGAUUCCCUUAGGUACUGGCUCGGACUUCGCUAGGACAUUUGGUUGGGACAAUGAUCCUUGUGAAGCGGUGGAGCGCAUUGCUAGAGGUGUAAGAUCAAGUGUUGAUGUUGGUGUUAUCGACCAUAAAGGAAGUGAUUUGCAUUACUUCAUUAACGUUGCUGAUGUUCACUUGAGCGCAAAGGCAGGUUUCUACGCAUCAAAGUACAAGAAAUUCGGAAGCUUGUGCUACGUUAUCGGUGCCCUCCAAGCUUUUAUGGGACAUCACAACCGAGACAUGAGGAUCAAGGUCAAUGGAGGGGAAUGGGAGAUAUAUCCUCAAGUCACCGCUCUCUGCGUUGGAAACGCUAAGUACUUUGGUGGUGGAAUGAAGAUCACUCCCAACGCUGUCCCCGGAAAUGGAAAUCUUGAGGUUGUGGUUCUUCAAGACUUCAAGUGGUAUGAUUUCAUACUGAAACUUCAUACGCUAUACAACGGGACGCAUCUCUCCGUUAACAAUGUGAGCUCAAGAAGUGUACAAAGUAUAGAAAUUGAGGAGGUUUCAGAGAGUGGAAGUAUCUAUGUUCAGUCAGAUGGAGAACAUCUUGGAUUCCUACCUAGAAAGUUUCAGGUUUUACCCGGUGCCAUCGACAUGAUCAUCAGCUGAUGAUCACAACCACACCUGCCAAGAAAGGUGUAGAAAAGAAGACACAUCACAUUCAACUUUUGUUUUGGUCUGUACUCUGUACUAUGUAGAGAUUCUUCUUUUUUAUCUUAGAUUUGAUUCAUUGUUUUAAGACGAAUCAGAUAUGUGAUCUUGUUGUGUUGUGUUCUGUUGUUA
Molecule: messenger RNA, 1589 nt
Organism: Brassica rapa (field mustard)
Lineage: Eukaryota; Viridiplantae; Streptophyta; Magnoliopsida; Brassicales; Brassicaceae
Product: sphingoid long-chain bases kinase 2, mitochondrial
Biological process (GO): phospholipid biosynthetic process; phosphorylation
Molecular function (GO): ATP binding; kinase activity
Source: RefSeq, a predicted model, not a curated record